UGUGAUAAUAGAUAGUUUCACUAAUAUCAAAAAAUUGCGAAUAAUUGUUAUAAUAUAAAUAUCUCCUAAAUGACCGUGGGAUUCAACUACAGCACUGCAUUUGUUGUACUGGCAUCAUUUCCAACGAGUUGGCAGCACCAGCUAAGAAAUCAUAUUAACGGCAAGCGAAUAGGGUGGAAAACGGAAGGCAUAAGAACGCGACGCUUGUGUUUGUUCGCUGGCAUCUCAAUAAAAAAAACCGUGAUGCGUGCAAUUUACUAAAUUAAGUGAAUUUUUUUUUGUCCAAUAAUAAUCCAUAGAAUUCGAUCUAAUAAGUAAAGUUUAAAUCAAUAAACGGCAAUAAAAAAUCGACAAUAAAGUGAAUUUCGCGGGUCACCAAAAAACAAACAUAAAACAACACAAGAAUGUCCAAGCCAAAGGUAGCUAAAAAGCGCAACAAAAAAGCAAAUCAAAAGGAAAAUGUGGAGGAGCCGCCCUCCGAUACAAUUGCAGUGGCGCCAAGCAACCACGGGCGGACAGCGGGCCAAACAGCGAUGUACACAAUUCUAUCGAAUGCGCAACUCAACGAGACCUUCCACAAGCGUUACACCAAAGAGAUGCAGCAACUGUACUCCAAGUUGGAUCACGAUGCAUUCAUGCUCACAUUCAUUAAGAUGUUGAAAACAGUACUAGAGGCGGACGAGAACAAUGAUUAUGGCAACACAGCGCUGGCAUUCUGUGCCACGUUCGUAACUAGCUUCGAAUCGGAGAAAACACAUCCCAUACUAGCCGAAACAUUCUCCUGGCUGCUAACGACAAUUUCAAAUAGUCCGCACAUUCGAUAUCGCAUCUGUUUCUUUGUGAAUCAGAUACUGAAACAUCUGGGACCAAAUGCCGCACUCGACGACACACAAUGCGAUCAGAUACUACACUAUAUGCUCGAUCGGCUGAAAGACAUGUCGUCUAGUGUGCGUAAGGAAGCCGUUUUGGCCAUGCAACGUUUACAGAUCCCCGACAAUCCCAACGAUGAAGUGCUGAUUGCCUAUCGCUACCACUUGAGUGCCGAUCCAGCGUCCAGUGUGCGGCAGUGCAUCAUCACGUGCAUGGGUCGAAACUACAUUACAGUGCCACACAUUCUGCAGCGUCUGUGGGAUGUGGACGAGAGGGUGCGACGCCACACCUACAUCAACAUGUGCAACUAUCCGGUGCGCUCGUACAAAGUGUCGCAGCGUCUGACGCUCGUCGAGCGUGGUCUUAACGAUAGCUCGGAGUCGGUGCGCAAGAAUGUCAUCAAAUAUAUGCUGAAGGCAUGGAUUGAAUCGUACCAGCAGAACUUUAUUCAACUGAUAGCUGCCCUCAAGCUCGACUCGAAUGAGGAGGAAAUACUGCGCUUUCGACGCGUCGUUCGCCAAAUGCUGAUGGUUAUCUUCGAGCGACACGACAAUCAGAUGCUGCUCGAGCAGCUGCCAUUAUCCGAGGAUUGCGAGCUGCAUCGCUGUGUGCCGCACGAGACGCUGACCGUGGAGCUGUUGCUCUACUGGCAAUGCCUCAGCGACUACUUUCAGCAAAGCAAUGCCGAUGAGUUCGAGCUGAUUCUGCCCGAGCUGACUGUUUUCUGUGACUAUAUAAAGAAAUUCUGCCAGUUUCAGAAGCCCGAGAUGGACAAAUUCGCACAGAUCGAGUUCCAGUGCAUGCUGCUUUCGUUGGUGGAAAUGCUGCAGACUUACGAUCUGGGCGACGAGAUCGGGCGUGGCAAUAUGAAGGAGCUAAUCACACAUCUUCUGAAGGAAUGUCUGCUCGAUCACAAGAUUAUCGCUGGGCUGGUGCGCUGCAUGGAGCUGCUGGAGAGCGACGUGAGCGCACGCAUGCAGUUCUUCAUUAAUAUUAUCUACGAGAUAUGCGAACUGAAUGCCAAGCAAAACGACUUGGUGCACGAUCGUAGUUUAAUCGAUAAACUAAUGAGCGGCGUUGACACUUCUCUGGUCAUGAAGCUCCAAUCGCUAAAAGUGCGCAUUCUUGAGUUGGAGGAGAUGGAGGAAAACUUUGUGCGCCAGAAGGAGUACAUCAGGGCGCAGGCUGUUAACGAUGAGAAGAUUGCUGCCACCGACGAAUACACCGAUCUAGUGCAACCGCUGCUGGAGAAGCACAAUGUGGUGGGGCUGCCGGCGCGACCCAAGCUGUCCAAGCAGGAGCGUGUGCUUAAAGGUCUGCACAUCUCAUUUUACAUGGUGGCCUCCAAGCAGGUGAACUCUCUUAAUCCCACAAUCUGCAAGCUUUACAAGGAUUUCGUGUGUCGCCACUUGGCAUCCUCGGAAAUGAACAUCUUUGAGUGGGCCAUCAAGUGUGGCACCACAUUCAGCAUAUUGUACGAGUCGUACACCAAGGAGGUCUUCGAUGUAGUCGUCGAACAGUUCUACAAGGACAACAAUUUGCGGCUCUGCGAGACGGCAGCACAGUGUUUAUUCGAGCUGAUGGAUCACUACGGUGUGGAUUAUUUCAUUGACAUGAAUCAAACAGCCACGAACCAGGGACAGGCGCCCAAAUCAAAGCGUCGCUUGCUGUACACCAUGCAGGACUUUUACGAAGGCGAAGAGGAUCGCAGUCAAAGUCAGAACAGCGAUCAAAACACUGACAUUAUCGGCAUGAUGGGUUUCUUUGUCGAGAAGGUCGUGGACAAAGGCAUUCUGGUGGCCAUUGUGCGUGGCCUUUGUCGUUUGGUGUUGCGCGGCCAGCUGGACAAUCGCAGCGAUAUUGUGGAGAAGCUGCUCAAGCGUUAUUUUAAUCCAUUAACGGAACCAAUUGUUAGCCAAGUGCUGGCCAUGUUCUUUGAGAAGAUUGUGGACUUAAAACUGCAGAGAAUACUGCAGCCAUGUCUGCUGCCCAUUGUGUGGUCCAUCAUGAACAGCAGCUACGAUUCACCGCUGCACGAUGUAGUGCCUGGUCAUGUGACCAAGUUCUUCAUUGAUCUAACGGCCCAGGAGAAGAGCACGCCGGACAGCAAUAUACACAAUCGGAUGGCGCUCAGUUUUCUGCAUUAUAUAAAAAACUAUUACACGGAACGCAAGGAAAUGUGUCGUCUGCUGGCCAAGGAUCUCAUCACCCUAAAGCUGAACGUUCUCAAUGAAACAGAAAUGAAAGAUGAAAUGCUCGAACUUUCCGAGAAUCUGCUUAAUAGUGAACUGGAACCACGAUUGGUACGCAAUAUUACUGACUUUAAGGAUAUGUUGAACGGCUGCUUACAACCGCCUGCGCGUAACCCAGAAGGCCAUGAAAGCGAGAACGAUGGCGAAGAUUGUGAAAGCAUUGCGGCAACCACAGCUUCCACAUCGGAGUGCCCAGCUCCAGCGCGUAAAACAAUUGUGCCAACCAUAAUUGAAGAGCCCGGCGAAGUCGCCUCAGGGCCGGCAUCACCAGCUCCAGCCGCAGCAACACGCACAGCGCCGACUACGCCAGUUCCAACAGAGACCGCUGAACCGGUGCUGACCACCUUUGGUAAACAGAAUGAAGUUGGCUUACGCUUCCUGCGUCGUUCGUUGCACAAUUCGAUAAGCCAUUCGGAUGGAGACAGCAUAUGUGGUUCGCAAUCGCCGUCGCAUGAGUCGGAAGCAGCGGAACAGCAGAAGAAUAAAGCCAGUGAAAUAAGUAGAAAAAAUCUGCGUCGUCGCAAAACAGGUGAACGCUUGCAGUUGGCUAUGGCACGGGCCUCACAAACACCGGAGAAGCGUCUACUUACGCCUGAGCCGACAGAGCCAAACGUAAAUGAAAGCAGAGAUGAAACAAUCAAUGUGACGUCAGUUGAAUUCGAAAAUGAAACAGCAAGUGAAUCCUUAAAACAAACUACAAACAAAUCCAUAAAUGAAAACUCAAGUCAAUCCGCUAUUGAAACUAAUAACAAAUCCACGAAUAAAAGCGCACGUGAAUCUACAAAUGAAAAUGCAAAUACAUCUACAAAUAAAAGCGCAUGUGAAUCUCCAAAUGAAACAGCAAAUAAAUCCACAAAUCAAACUGCAAGUGAUUCCACAAAUGAAACUAGAAGUGAAUCCGCAAGUGAAACAAAAGCAGCCACAAUUGUUGAAGUUGUGCCCACAACUCCAGUAUCCAACAAAUCUCACAACGAUUCGGAAGUGAUUGAGGAUUCACCGACGGUUGUCGUUUCUAGUUCGUCACCAACCACGCACAAUGAUCGAAGCAGUCUGCGCAUGCGCUCGCUGCGCAACCGAAGGGCAGCUGUUGCUCGCCCCUCGCCCACGCCCAGCAGUAAAAAGCGCAAAGUUCUACACCUUGAGAUUCAGACUCCAUUGCGAAAUGGGCGCAAACGUGUGCUGCGCAAAUCAGUGCAAGCAUCAGCGUCCCAAUCCUCCGACUCGGGCACAUCCUCGCAGCGCAUCUCGCCACUGCGCAAGCAACAGCGCUUGGAUGCAAAGACGCCCGUGCGGAAGAGCAGCAGCGUAGUGGUCACUGUGAAUAGUGAAAAGAACACGAGUAGUCCAACGGGCAGCACAACCUCAUCUGUAAAAGAGAACACGAUGCCAACGAAGAACCUUGCACACAAAACGCCGCAGCCGAAAAGGCUAUCCACAUCCACAUCGCAGCCCUUGGCCAGCACUCCGGCAUCACGGAUAACUACGCGGAAUUCGGCACGCAAAAUGCGCAUCGAAGCCAUGUGCAUGACCCGCAAACGCAUGUCUCUCGAGCUGAGUCUGACCGAGACCAAUGCCAAGAUGCCCACGCCCAAGCGAGUGCGCAAGGAAGUGGGACGUCCCAGGCGCACAGGAUCCAUCGAUCGCUCAACACACACUCUCAACAUAAGCACCACGAGUACCGCGAGAACCACGCGAAGUGCGAGCAAAUCGGCAACGAGUUCGCGAGAGUCCCGAAAAACCCGUGCAGCCCAAGCUGAGGCGGCAUCCACCUCCUUUGUGUCUACUCGCAAUCAACGCAAGUAGCCUAGUUCCUUCCCCUUCCCUUGCCCAUAUUCUCAUUCUCAGCUAAAACACCCUACACAAUAAUUAGUUUAAUUUUAAAGUUUAUAAUUUGUGUUAUGUCUUCAAUAACAUUGUACGCGUUCCAAUGCUUGUAAAUUUUAUGUAUAAAACGUAGUCUUGUUGAAAUAUAAUUAUUUAAAAUGAC
Molecule: messenger RNA, 5109 nt
Organism: Drosophila albomicans
Lineage: Eukaryota; Metazoa; Arthropoda; Insecta; Diptera; Drosophilidae
Gene: Cap-G
Product: condensin complex subunit 3
Exons: 9
Coding region: 405-4925 (1506 amino acids)
Biological process (GO): mitotic chromosome condensation
Cellular component (GO): condensin complex; cytoplasm; condensed chromosome
Source: RefSeq, a predicted model, not a curated record